Molecule: messenger RNA, 675 nt
Organism: Phytophthora nicotianae INRA-310
Lineage: Eukaryota; Oomycota; Peronosporomycetes; Peronosporales; Peronosporaceae
Exons: 2
Coding region: 1-675 (224 amino acids)
Source: RefSeq, a predicted model, not a curated record
AUGGUGCUGCGCACGUUCUGGAAUAUCGGUGCUGGGCUGGUGUAUCGGCUGGUGAACAAGCGGUCGAUGGGCAAAGGAGUCAUGGGCGUGAGCUACCCGUCCGUGUGGAAAGGGAGAACGGGGCUGCUUGACUGUGACGUGAACCUGCAUCUCAACAAUGCGUCCUAUCUCUACAGCAUGGAGCUCGCGCGCUGGCACUUCACCGCUGCCAAUGGCAUAUUGUGGCAGGCAAUCAAGAACCGCCGCAUGGUCCUCGUGGGCUCGCAGGCUGUUCGCUAUCGCCACGCGAUCCCUCCUUUCCACGCGUAUGAGAUCAAGACGCAGGUGAUAUAUUGGGACGACGAUUGGAUCUACUUGUUGCACCGAUUCGAGGACCCUACGACUGGCAAACAGUUCGCGGAAGGGCUCGUACGUGGCGUCAUAAUGAAAGGCCGUCGUCGAGUGUCUGCAAACAAGAUUUUCGCCGAAGUGAGUGACGGCGAGAUGAUAGAAGCGCCGAAGAUGCCGGAUGUGGUGAAAAGCUUUUUGGAGUGGGAUGACGCGUGCAAUGCCAGCAUGCGCGAGGCUGGCCAGAAGGCCGAGUUGGAACUAGAGGCGAGGCCGCCUUCGCCCACGCCUGAGAAGCUGAGCGCUCGUAUCACGCAGGAAAUGAAGAGGUCCAUGAACUUGCCGUAA